CAUUUCAUAAUAAAGUUUUAAAAGCAGUAUAUUUCAGGACAGUACAUGUGUUUUUAAAUAAUAAAAAUAUGUCUAUUGAGCAAGAUCGAAAAAUAUUUAUUGGUGGUUUAGACAUGGAAACUACGGAAGAAAGUCUUCAAGAGUACUUUUCUCGUUGGGGUAAGUUGGUUGAUGUUGUUGUGAUGCGACAUUCAUUCAGUAGAAAGCCACGAGGCUUUGGAUUUGUUACCUAUGAAAAUAUUGAAUCAGUUGACACUGUAUUAAGUGUUGAAUCACACAUCCUCGAUGGAAAAAAAAUUGACCCAAAACGGGCGGUUGCAAGAGAGAAAGUGUUAGAACAAGAAGAUGAGAAAAGUAAUGAAAGUCCCCGAGUGUUUGUAGGUGGAUUGUUGAACAAUACAACGGAGGAGGAUGUUAGACAAUUUUUCACCAAAUUCUGUAUCGAAAAAGGAUUUGGAGAAGUCCAAAAUGUUGAGGUUAUGAAAAACAGAGAAGAUGGUAAAUGUCGAGGGUUUGGUUUUGUCACAUUUAAUAACGAAGCCAUAUGUAGUGAAGUUUGUUCUGAGAAAUGUUUUGAAAUCAAUGGUAAAUCAGUGGAGGUUCGUCGUGCUGAGUCAAGGAUAAAAAUGCGGGAAAUAAAAGAAAAAGGAAAUGACUUGGAGAGAAGAAGAAUUGCAGACCGCAGAAGUAGGAAUUAUGGCUAUCAAGGUUCACAAGAUAUGAGAAGUAAUGACUUUAGGUCUGGUUUUGAUUCAAUGACAAUGCAGGGAGGUAUGUCAGCUGGUAGCUAUGGAUGGGAUAAUGCCAGAGGUGUGGGUGGUUAUGAUGGAUUCAACAUGAAUGCAAUGGCUUUUGCUGGAAUGAUGAACAUGUUUGCAAGUUAUAUGGGUAUGAAUAUGAGUAAUAUGGGUGGUCCUAUGGCAAUGAAUCAAAUGGGAAACAUGUGUGGUACCAUGGGAAAUAUGGCAAUGAAUCCAGUGAGUGGAAUGAGUGGUAAUAAUCAUGGUACUGGUAAUUUGUCAUCAAAUAACACUGCUGGUGAUUAUCCCAAUGAAAUUGUUAAUACUGGUAACGUACCUGGUGGUGAUAGUGCUGUUGGCGCAAGUCAUGGUGCUCAGAAUUCAUCAAUGUAUAAUCAACAGCAGGCUAGGACUCAGAACCUACAUCAACCUUCAUCAACCUACAACCAGCAACAGCCUGUAAGUGGUACAGGAGAUAUGUCUGCGUAUGGUAAUCUCACAAAUGCAAUGUUUGGUAUGAAUCAAGGAAAUGUACCAGCAGCAUUUUAUAGCUGGUUAUAAUGCUGGUGGGGAUAACAAAAAUCAGCUUGGGGUAUAUAAUUACCAAUCCUCAUCUGGAUAUGGUCCAACAAGGAAUACAUCAACUGGAAGUACAGCUGGUUCCAAUCAUAACUACAAACCAUAUUGAAAAGGAUCUAGGUUUGCUGUAUCGUUGAACCAUGAUUUCAGAGCUGGUAGUAAAUCACACCAUGCAAGAAAAUCUCUGUUGAAAUGGAUGUAUUAAAAAGGUAUGGUAGGUUAUAUUAUAUUUAGUAUAUUACUACACUUGAUUCCGUUCAGAAAUACAUUUAAUCUUGUCUAUUUUAUAUCGUGGAUUCGAGUUUAGGAUGUCAAUUAAGUUUUUUCUCUGCACUCACUGAACAAUGCUAGUGCAUGCAUAUGCAUUAAAUGUCAAGAAACAUCACGUAUCUUUAUCAUAUUGCACACAUUUGAAACAUGAGAAGAUAGAUAGAGCAUUGUACUCACAGGGGCUGUUACAAUAGUCAAUACAUUUCAAUAGUGUUACAACACACUUUUCGGUGGUUAAGGGUUUUUCUCGGACGCUGACGUUAUUUCCCUAGCUCUGGCUCUCUGUUGUGUAGCUCACUUAUACUAUUUGUGCAGACUCUUGACCCUGUCGUCUCAUCAGCCAUUGCUUCGCCAAUGGCAAUGCUUAUGAGCUAAAGCUACGAUGCCACAACAAACAAAAUAACAUCUCUUCGUCUUAAAUACGUGAAUACAUGAUAUUGCUCAUGCGCUAUUAAGAACUCGUGAAGCAAAUAGCCUUCGGUUAAUGUAAACGUGGAAAGAUUUUGGCAGGCAAGACAAACGUUAUCCAUGUAAAUUACAAGUGAAAGUUUUAUGUGCACUUUCCGAUA
Messenger RNA from Dendronephthya gigantea, 2158 nucleotides. RefSeq names its product heterogeneous nuclear ribonucleoprotein A1-like. The record is from RefSeq and is a predicted model, not a curated record. Gene Ontology annotation, cellular component: cytoplasm. Lineage: Eukaryota; Metazoa; Cnidaria; Anthozoa; Malacalcyonacea; Nephtheidae. Gene Ontology annotation, molecular function: RNA binding. Bases 69 to 1301 code for a protein of 410 amino acids. The transcript is spliced from 4 exons.